UCUGAACAUAAUGUACAUUUUCCUUUUAUUAUUCAUUUAGUUAUACGAAGAGAGUAAAAUGUCUAAAUUUCAAAAGGAACAACAAUCUCAUGUUGAAUUUCUUAAAAAGCAAAAGGAAGAAUUUUUGGCCAGUGUAAAAGAAAAAGCAGUCCCUGAUUCAAAAGUAAACACUACCCACAAGUUGCCUUUUGCAAAUGAUGGCAGCUUCUUGGAGAGAUUCAAAGCAAUGCAGCAAGAAAUGCAGGCAACAUCGUCAUCACCUGAGGCAAAAACUAAAAUUGCAAUCAAGCCGUCAAAACCAACAAAACCAAACCCUAAAUUAAAGAAACCAGCCUCGAUAUUCUCUACAGAUAACGAGGAAGUGAGUGAAAAUGCAGAUAGCGAUUAUGACAUAGCAAGAAAACUGGCAGAGAGGGUUGCUCAUGAAGGCUUCCAAGCAGAAGCAGAAGCACGUUUGAGUAACAAAAACGAUACUCGAUACAGAUUUUUAUUUGAUACAUCCGAUCGUGUUGCCAAAUUUUACCAGGAAGAGAUUAGAAGACACAAAUCUAAUGCUGGCAAGAAAAGACGAUGGGAUGAAGAUUCAACUUCUGCUGCUUCUUCAUCUUUUGAACAAAAACCUUUAGCUGAAGCUUUAUCGGCACCAGGUGAUUUUGCCUCAGAAUUUGAAAAAGCAAAAGCAUUGGUACGUGCCAAAGCGGCUGCAUUGCUUAGUGGAGGUGCAGCUGUUGCUAGUGAAGAAGAAAAGAAACGACAGAAAGAUAUUGAAGAACAACGAAUGAUGCAAAACAUUUACAGAAAAGUUAUUGAACAGCAGAUGGCAGAUGCUCAAGCAUCAAGUAAAAAGAAGAAGAAAAAGACAGACAAGCCAAAAUAUGAAUAUGACUCCGACGAAGAUGUGGAAGGUGGAACAUGGGAGCACAAAAAAAGAAUUGCCGAAAUGCAAAAAACACAAGAAUGGGCAAUGGAUCUUACGUCUAACGCCAAAGGAAAACAUCACCUCGCAGAUUUCUUGCCGCCUGAAGAGUUGGAGAAGUUCAUGGAACAAGUGAAAGCAGUGAAAGAAGGCCGCGAAGCAGACUUCUCCGAUUAUUCUAAAUACCGUAUUCAAGACGACAAUAUUGGUUAUAAAAUGCUGAAAAAAGCUGGUUGGGAGGAAGGAUCUGGUUUGGGGUCCAAGGGAGAAGGAAUCACACAGCCUGUCAAUAAAGGGAAAACUUCGUUUCAUCAGGCCGGUGUUGGGGCAGAAAAAGUAUCAGAGGUGAAAAAGGAAGACAACGAGUUCGAAUUAUACAGAAAGCGAAUGAUGCUGUCUUAUAAAUUCCGCCCAAAUCCGCUGAAUAAUCCUCGGCGACCGUAUUAUUAGCAUCAACUCAACAUUGAAAUUUAUUUAUCUAGUAUGGUGGACGGUUCACGUCUCCUGUCCGCUUUAUUUGUACAUAGUCAUUAAAAAGAUGUGAUGAAAUAAUG
Molecule: messenger RNA, 1470 nt
Organism: Hydractinia symbiolongicarpus
Lineage: Eukaryota; Metazoa; Cnidaria; Hydrozoa; Anthoathecata; Hydractiniidae
Product: SURP and G-patch domain-containing protein 1-like
Exons: 7
Coding region: 59-1366 (435 amino acids)
Biological process (GO): RNA processing
Cellular component (GO): nucleoplasm
Molecular function (GO): RNA binding
Source: RefSeq, a predicted model, not a curated record